Molecule: messenger RNA, 1307 nt
Organism: Rattus norvegicus (Norway rat)
Lineage: Eukaryota; Metazoa; Chordata; Mammalia; Rodentia; Muridae
Source: RefSeq, a predicted model, not a curated record
AUGACAAUCCGAGAGAAAUGCUACCUGCAAAAGUUUUUGAUGCAGCGAUAUUCAGCCUUAAGAGAUCCCUUAAACCUGUCAGGAGCUGAUGAGUCUGUCACACCGCCUCACUUUAGAGAGCAAGACCAGAGAGCAGUUUUACUUACUAGGGCAGCCGCUCUGCUUUCCUCGGGAACAGAGGAGUCUUCCUUCCCUUUCUUCCAGUGCAACCAAGAACUGUCUUUCUAUUCCAGGGUCCGGGCUCAACUGCAGACAGGGAGAGCAAGGGCUACAGCUGGCAGCGCUCACUCGGCAUCGGUGGGCUGCAGCGCUUCGGCUUCUUUAAAAGUGGUAUCUGCGUGUGCGAGGGCGGUGCGGGAGGGUGGCGGCGCACUCAGAGCCCGCGGGUCCCGCAGACGCCGGGGCGAGUGCCCGCAGGUGCGGCGGUGCGCGCGGGCGGGGCGGGGCGGGGCGGACCAGGCGGCUGCGGCGGGAGGGAGCGCCCGGGAUGCUGGGGCUCGCACUCCGCUGGCUGGCUUGCUCGCGCUCGCGCACAGGCGCUCGCACCCGGCCCCGCGCGCCGCCCGCGCUCACCUGCAUUUCCUUAACGAGCCACUUGAUGGCUGCGGCGGCGCGGCCGCGGCGGGCAGGACCGGCGGGGGGCGGCAGGCUGCCGAGGCGACGGAGACCCGAUCCCGGGUGGCCAGGCCUUGCCCUGACCACAGGCUCAGCAUGGAGAGCACCCUCCGACUACCGGGUGCUGGACAGCGCCAGGCCAGUUGCCUCUGCUGACCCACACAGAACUGCAUGAACUCAUGAAGGAAAUCAACUCUGCUGACUGAACUCACUAUACUGACUCUCUGCUAACUGAAGAAACGCCACUGCAUUGAACACGAGUGACUAAACACAGCUCACGGAUUCUCCCUGGGCUGCUCUCUAAUAGCUUUUGUUUCCUUCCCACCCCAACCCCCUGUGUUGUUCUCCUGAGAGUUAAGCAUAUCCUAACUCUGACUCAUUCUGUCAAAUCUUUCUGAUUUGUCACUUUGCCUAUUAAUUAGACGUCACUUUCAAACAUGGCUGCUUAUAUCUAUAAACUAAACUUAUUUACAUUGUUUAGGAUUAGGUGUCUGCUAAAGGUAUGUUUCUAUUCCAGACAAAGUAGCCAUGUUACUGUAUUAAAAUUUCUUUAUAGUCAUUUCUAAUUCCACUUUCAGUGGAUCUAACGCCUUCUGACCUCCAUGAGGACCAUAUGUGCAAAUGCCACUUAUACUUACACUGUAGAAAUCGUUUAUAUGCAUAAAAUAAAAAGAAGUACUUUUUUAAAAAAA